Molecule: messenger RNA, 1648 nt
Organism: Penicilliopsis zonata CBS 506.65
Lineage: Eukaryota; Fungi; Ascomycota; Eurotiomycetes; Eurotiales; Aspergillaceae
Exons: 2
Coding region: 105-1382 (425 amino acids)
Source: RefSeq, a predicted model, not a curated record
GAAGGAGAAGAGAAGGAGAAGAGAAGGAGAAGAGAAGGAGGAGGUGAGGUCGAAGUUGGAGGGGUCGUGCCUUCCCUUUCCGGAGCCAUGCCGGAACAGGAGAUAUGUUUACGCGUCCAGCUGCUGCCAGGAGACAAUCUCAACCUCAGGUCGUGUUUGUUUGUCUGCUGCUGGGAUUCUGGCCACGCCAGGCAUUGUUCGCCAUGGUUCCAUCCGUCCAAGACCGCCGGCGAGUCUACUUCGCGACGAGACAUAUCUUCUCCGGUGGAAGGGCCUCGCUACGAAAGCCAAAGAAGAUCCUGCAGGUACUCGAGACUCACCGCUGCUCCCUGCAGCCGCUGCUACGGGGGUACACGUUUGAGAAUAUCCUGGCCAUCCUCCACUCGCUUCUGGCUGACGACGUCUUCUCGUCUGUCGCCAAGGCGAAGAUCAGGUUCCCGGAGCUCUUCAUGGCCACACCUUCACCCCAAUCCCCCAAAGAGGCGACGGUUCUGAGGGGCAGCGCCGCUUCUCCUAUCAUCGUGGAGGGGGAAGAAGAGUCGCAGCAAGAAGCCCGGCCUAUCGCUCCCCGUCCGCUACAGGUACCCGAGAACAUACCGGUAGACAGACACAUCCAGACCCUCGCAUACGGCGCCCAGCAUGCGAUUCUCACCGUCGCGCAGACCUUGCUGGAAGAGGCGUGCUUCGCCUUCGCUAAGAAGUGGAUGCCUAACUUCCUCGAAAACCACAAAUGGGACUGCGCUGCGGCGAUCGAGCUGAGCUACUGGACUAAUAAUAUCUUGGGACACUGGGUGCAUGUGCUGCCUCGUACGGCCUUCAAUUCGACGGGGCAGACGAAUCUGGCGGCUGUCUUCCGGGCCACAAAUGAGCUGCGCCAUACCGCGGUGCAUCGGGUACGGGUUCCUGCCUAUCACAUCGGCAACCUGCUGCAGGACGCCAUCAAGAUGCUGGAUGCGUUGAAGGAUGACAGUCGCAAGGCACUCCUCGAAGACCUCCAUGCUGAGCUCGAGAGCAAGAGCGAGGCAAUGGCCUGCCAGCGGAUGCUGGUGGAAGAGAGCACCCAGGAAGAGCUGGCUGAGAUCCGUCAGCAACGCGCUGAAAUGGAUCGCAGGGAGCAAGAGAUCCUUGAGAAAUCGGACCAGCAGGAUGUUGAGAAUCGCCAACGUGUGGGCCGGCUGCUGGAGCGGUCGGUGAAAAAGAUGUUCACUCCCUGGCCAAGGUUUGGUCUCCAGAUGGACAGUUGUGAGGAUCACAAUCUCAGUGACUUUAAGCUUUUCAUGGAGGAGGAGUCGGAAGAUGAGGGGGGGUUGGGUGGUCUAGGAAAGGCGACUGAGGAUUCUACAGGCGAUGAGACUGUCGUGGGUAUGGAUGUUCCUGAGUAGUCUAUCGGGUCAUCUUUGUGUUAUACUGCCAUUGUACUCAGCUUGACCAGUACUCGAUAGUCUUACUCUCUUCAUCAGAGACACCCUCUACAGCACCGACAGACAAUAGAAUAAAUAACAAUAACGAUAACAAUAAAAAUGACGCCAGUGGGUAUUUCCAUUUCGGGACAGCCGGUGGAUCUCGUCUAUCCACCAAUCACAUCGACUCGCCAUACCCAGCGACACGCUAAGCCCAAACAGGACGCACCCCCAGAGCGAAAGAGCGA